GUUUGAUCACGUGACCGUCGCUAUCACCACUGACAAACUAUCAUGGAGGCAGGCGUCGGGGUCACGACAGGAACACACUGAUAUAUGAAAGAAGAACAAAUAUUGGUGUUGACAUCCUGACACGUGAAAUAUGGCUUCAAAGAAUUUGUCCGACUCCACCCCGCUGCCUCCCAUAACAUCACGAAUAUCGACUGACCCAGAGGCUGACCUUGUAUCAAACAAUGACAGUGACAGUGAGACUGAUUUACAACUACAACGACCUGGGAGCUCCUCAUCAGAAGUAUCUACCUCGUCUGCAGCGUCCUCAGCUGCCCUUGACCAGCCUGGAGAAGGAAAAUCACGCCCAGCUGUUGUCCGAGGAUUCCGACGUGAAUCCGACGUAACUGACAGAGUCAUGAGUCGUGAUUCACCAGGCUCAGGCAGACGGGGAGUGUCAUUUACACCAAAGGGUGGAAAAUCCAAGAAUCUCACAGCAAGGGAGACAACCAAGCGUAAAACGUAUGAUGGUCGUGAAAUUGUAUUUAUUACCCAAGAUGUACAAACGGAUUGGGACUGGGUUCAAGAGGUGGAGCGGACUGGCAAAGGGAAGCAACUCACAGCAAACGACAAAUCUAGCAAACUCAAACCAAAGCCAAAAAAACAAAAACCAAAAAAAGUAAAACAGCUUGAUACUGAAAUAUACCUACUGCCGCCAAAAUCAGGCGCCAUCUCUCCACAUGGUAAACGAGGAUCAAAGGAGGACCUGGGAGGUAGUUCUGAUGAGGAAGGUCGUCGAGGUAAGACUGAUGGACCCGAUGGACAGAAGAAAGGAAAAGAUGGAGUGAGCGAUGGUAAGAAAGAUGACAAAGCAGGUGGCAGUUCAUCGUACCCGUUCCCCGUCGAUGACGAGUUUGGAAUACCGAUGUUAGAACUCAGUAGUGAUACAGACUCGAGUUCUGAUGAGGAUGCAUACAACAAGAAAACAACAGAUGAUCGGAAUUUUAUGCCAAGCAUUGGACCUCCACAGAUUUUACAGUAUAUCCGGGAAUCUGAGAAGCAGGAAGUAGAAGUAAACGAUCCGGGGGCACUGGAGCUGGUCUCAGAGGAGGAAGAGGAUUAUCCAGUUGACGAACAAGGCCGUUCCCUCGGUAUGCUGGGAGGCCAGUGUGAGUUCUGUGAUAAGGACAUCAUGCCCUUCCCAUCACUGGAACAGCAGCAGAACCAGCCCCCAGAGGAGUUAUACUGUUGUAACCAGUACAGGGAAUUCGUCGAGUAUGCCACCAGCCAGGCGGCCGUCAUGGAAGAGGAACACAGGAACAAAAACAAGAUGAUUAGUAUCAAAUCCCAUCCCCGCCACGGGGACAAACAGGCGCGACAGGCUGCUCGGGAACGUGCGGAGAGGAGGAUCAGAGAACGAGAGAUGCAGCGCAGGCAGCAGGAGGUCUCAGGCAUGCAACAACAAGCUUUCAUGGCAGGAAAAUCUAAAGGCUUGACCAGUCUCCACGGACAGCAGAUGUAUAAAGACAGCGUUGCCCGCCAGAUGAAGACAAUAAACUACAUGUUGUCCUCACAGAGGUGUUUGGAGGAGGGCUGGACUAUCCGUGCCCCUAGCCCGCUAUUACCGGAGGAACAUGAGGACAUUUUUGUCCCUGAGCCCCUUAACCCAGCUAUGAUAGCCUCAGGAAAUUUGUAUGACCGACCUCUUAUAGAGAAGUUCUAUGAAGAUGGACAGAAGUUUCUCACCAUGUUCCCUGAUGGAACAGGAAAUGUUUUUUAUCCCUCUGGAAACCUUGCAAUAUCAAUCUCUUCUGUGACCCUUGGUCAGUACACUUAUGUUGUACAGGAAGACACAGAUCGGCCAGUCGUCCUCUCCGUGUUUGAACCCAAUGGAUACGCCACCUGUUAUCAUCCGAACAAUGUUAUCAGGCUGUGUAUGGAGCCUAUAGGUGGAAUAGAACUUGAUCCCCUAGGGAACCGGAAGCGUCGAUGGAGCUGGAAGGACCAGGAGACUCAUGUGCAUGCCCCUCCCUUCCAGCCGAUCCACUUUGGCCUCAACAGGUACUUAGGAGUACGGGUGAUGAGCCAAGAUCGGAUAGCCCUCACACUUAGUGCUAAACAGCGAAGCUGUCGCUUCAAUGUCGGCGCUAAGCUUAAGUUAGUAAAUCCAGAAAGUAUUCCAACCAAGGAGCUGGACGACACUCUGAUAUUUUUAGAUGAUAAGAAGAAUCGUGUUGAGACCCUGUUGGACCGUGUAUCUACUCUACUCAAGUUCCCAAAGUCUCCUAAACUGGAAAAGAUCUUGCCACCUUUAAGUCUUACGUCCCGAGUAUCAAAGACGGAGAAAAUGAAAAAAGAAAGAGCUCAACAGAUCGCAGCUAUGGAGGCUAAGAAAACUAAACAGCCUGGCGUUGUAACUGUUAAUUAAAACUGACCACGUCGUAAUUAUUAAAACUGACCAUGUUGUAAUGGACUCGCCUAAUGUAUCGCAUGGUCGACUGGAUCGCGUCAUCUGUCUAAGGCUUCAGAGACCUGCUAGUCAUCUGUCUGAGACCCAGACAUCUCCGUGAGAUAAAUAAAUAUCACCCUGCUUGAAUUCA
Pecten maximus is the source of this 2576-nucleotide messenger RNA. RefSeq names its product glutamate-rich protein 6-like. The record is from RefSeq and is a predicted model, not a curated record. NCBI's taxonomy places the organism in Eukaryota, Metazoa, Mollusca, Bivalvia, Pectinida, Pectinidae. The transcript is spliced from 17 exons. Bases 131 to 2404 code for a protein of 757 amino acids.